Clunio marinus is the source of this 180-nucleotide messenger RNA. Lineage: Eukaryota; Metazoa; Arthropoda; Insecta; Diptera; Chironomidae. The record is from the annotation of a GenBank genome assembly.
AUGAUUGUAGCAGAAUGUAAGUUGAGCUUCUGCGUAGGUUUGGUUUGUAAGGAACGUCCAUUCUUUCCUUGGGAUCAAAAGCUUCUUGAAGGAUUUCAGUCAAAAAGUAUCAGAAAUCUUCUCUUAAUUGAAAAUCAGAUAGAAUUCUGCUGCUUCAAUCUCUGCUCUAUAAAAUGCUAA